CGUCCAUUGUUCUUGUUUAAAUGAGACACGGCGACCUUUCGAUUUCUAUGAUUUGUCGGAAAUAAACAUAUAAAGCAGCGCACUCUUGUUUGGAAUAUAGCGGGAGUUCUACGAAUGAGUCGAUAAAUCGUUCGUCAAUCAGUUCAGUUAGAAACGUUGCCCUGGUAUCAAGAUAUAUGUAUCUUUGUCUUUCCCAUAGUCGUGCUUUCCCUUUAUCUCUCUCUCUCUCUCUCUCUCUCUUCUUUCUUAAUGGAUUUCGAUUUUAAAGCAGUUUCACUCGUUUCCUCGAGUAAUCCUGUAAAAAGUAGGUUAAACGUCGACGAGUAAAAUUUCUCUCUUUGAAACAAGUGUUUCAAAUGUAGACAUUUAGUUUUAUGCAAGAUCAUGAACGUGUGUUAUUGCUGCAAUAGACCGAUCGCAGAAAGACGCGAUAAUUGCGCCAUGACGACCUUCGCCGAAGAUAAAAUGAGAAGGAAGCUUAGAUUCUUUUUCAUGAAUCCAAUCGAAAAAUGGCAAGCCAAACGAAGAUUCCCGUAUAAGUUCGUCGUACAGGUCAUUAAAAUAGUUUUGGUCACUGUGCAACUUUGCCUAUUUGCUCAUAACAAUUAUAUACAUGUCAAUUACACGUGGGACAACCGUAUUACAUUUUCGCAUCUCUUUUUACGUGGAUGGGACAACACGCAAGAGGUACCUGCCUAUCCCCCUGCGACUGGCCCAUUAGCUCUCUACAAAAAGGAUGAAUUUUUCGACACCAUCGAUUAUGCUCUAAAUGGCUACUAUAAUCUUAAUAAUUCCAUCGGUUCGUAUUCUUACGAUGCUGAGGAUAAUACCGCAGGACCCGUGAAAUUAUGUUUAUACUGGUACAAGGAAAGCAUUAUAUUCGGCUUCAAUGAAAGUUAUGUCUUCGACAAGGAAAUCAUAAAGACUUGCGUGAAUAUAACUAAAGAAUAUCAUAACAACUUUAAUAACUCGAGGAAUAUAUUGUCUACGCAAAAUGUUAUUGUAAAUUUUUCUGCUUUGGUAAGAGCAUAUUUGAAAUUUGCCGUUAAAACUGUUAAUUUAAGAGCUGCCGGACCUAUGACACCACCAGAUUGUUAUCAGUUCGAUAUUAAAAUAAUUUUUGAUAAUCGCGAUCAAGAUGGACAAAUGUUAUUGUCAUUGGAAACUGAACCACAAAGAUUAUAUUGCAAAGGUGAUACCCGGUAUAUAAUGGACAAUCAAAUUGAAUCUGCUUUGAGAACUUUGUUAAAUUUACUCGUGAUAUUUAUCUGUACUAUCUCCCUUGUCCUAUGCUCGAGAGCCAUUUUCAGAGCGCAAUUGCUUAAAUUCGAGACGAUGAAUUUUUUCAAAAAGAAAUACGGAAAAUUAUUGAGUUUCGAAGGUAGAUUGGAAUUUUUGAAUCUCUGGUACAUAAUGAUCAUAAUUAAUGAUCUUCUAAUCAUCAUAGGUUCUGCCGUGAAAGAACAAAUAGAGAGAAAAUAUUUUGGUAGCGAUCAUUGGAACGUAUGCAGUAUAUUUCUAGGUACGGGAAAUUUAUUGGUAUGGUUUGGCGUGUUACGAUAUCUUGGCUUUUUCAAAACGUAUAACGUAGUUAUUUUAACAUUAAAAAAGGCUGCACCUAAAGUAGCUAGGUUUCUUAUAUGUGCUAUAUUGAUAUAUGCCGGGUUCACUUUCUGUGGAUGGUUAAUUUUAGGUCCGUAUCAUAUGAAAUUUAGAUCACUUGCUACAACUUCUGAAUGUCUGUUUGCACUUAUAAACGGUGAUGAUAUGUUUGCGACAUUUUCAAUAACGUCUUUCAAAUCACCAAUGCUUUGGUGGUACUCGAGGAUUUAUUUAUAUACUUUCAUUUCUUUGUACAUUUAUGUCGUUUUAAGUUUAUUUAUUUCUGUGAUAAUGGACGCCUAUGAUACGAUAAAGACUUAUUAUCGAGAUGGCUUUCCAAAGAAUGACCUACAAACAUUUAUAUCCGCUUGUACGGAUGAUGCAUCGAGCGGUCUAUUCAGAGACGAAUGUGAUAAAAAUAAUAUUACAGAACUUAUAGAUAGGUUUUGUUGUUGUCGAAAAAGAUCCUCUUAUGGAUCUUUCUCUGGAUCAACCACAGACGCCUCCACAAAAACCGAACAAGUAUAUGGAGGAGCCAUCUGUAUAUAGUUUGUUAAAGGAUUAUUUUCCCCGUACAAAUUAUGGCUCCACUGCUACGUUAUUAUUAUAAUUAAGCAUUUAGAGAGAAUCAAAGUUUCUUUUUAAAAUAAGAAAAAAGGAAAGUUUGUAAAUUCUUGUGUCCAUUUGCUAGACGAUAAUUCAAUGGUGCUAGCAUUAUGUAAGAUCUUUAAUUACUAUCACAGAAUAGUAGAAAGAAUUAGAACAUUUUGUUUCUAAUAAAAUUGUACCUUUCUCUUUUUUUUUUCAUCUUCUUGUUUUAAUAAUCUCUUGCAUCAUUCAUUAUGGUUUUUAUUCGACAAAGAAUAUAUAGAAGAUCUUCUCUUCUCUUGUAUACGAUAUAAUUAUAUUAAAAAGAUUUAUCUUUCUAACAGACCUAUGCCAUAUUUUUAUGAUGAUGUUUAUAAUAGGAGAAUUAACGUUUUUACGAUAACGUAUUGUAUAUUUUAUUAUUAUGAGACUACCUGCUACGAUAAUUUUUUAAUUCAAACCGUUAAUAUUAUUCUUUUAGUAACAAUGAAAUUCUAAACCUUAAGUAAUUAUUUACUUAAAUUUAUCUGCCAUUACUUUCGAUCGAGUAAGAUCACAAAAAAUAUUAGAAUCAAUUAUUUCGAAAAUGACAAUAAUUAAUGAUUAAAAGUAAAAAAAAAAAAAAAAAAAAAAAAACAAACUCUCUUAAUCAUAAACAAACAUUCAAUUGAUCUAUUGUUACAUGGUAAAUGUAUAAAAAAAAAUUUUAGAUGAUGUAUAAAAAGAAAAGAAAGAAAAAUAAAGCAACUUUAUUUUAUAUAU
Molecule: messenger RNA, 2952 nt
Organism: Vespa mandarinia (Asian giant hornet)
Lineage: Eukaryota; Metazoa; Arthropoda; Insecta; Hymenoptera; Vespidae
Product: mucolipin-3
Cellular component (GO): plasma membrane; lysosomal membrane
Molecular function (GO): NAADP-sensitive calcium-release channel activity
Source: RefSeq, a predicted model, not a curated record